Molecule: messenger RNA, 378 nt
Organism: Styela clava
Lineage: Eukaryota; Metazoa; Chordata; Ascidiacea; Stolidobranchia; Styelidae
Product: guanine nucleotide exchange factor MSS4 homolog
Biological process (GO): small GTPase-mediated signal transduction; post-Golgi vesicle-mediated transport
Cellular component (GO): membrane; cytosol
Molecular function (GO): zinc ion binding; guanyl-nucleotide exchange factor activity
Source: RefSeq, a predicted model, not a curated record
AUGGAGUCGGGCGAUUCAACUCGAAAGAACAGGAAUACCAUUUUGUGUCAGUAUUGUCCUAGUGUCAUUCUUCGGCCAAAUUCAGCAAACUUUAUCAAUAAAGAAGAGGGAGUAUUUUUACCAUUCCUGCAACAGAAAAAGAAAGCAAACGGAGAAAAGUUUGAAAUGGAGGGAGAAAAAUUAAAUGAAUUUUGGAUGGUAUCGGACAUGUAUGAUUUUGAAAAUAUAGGUUUUUGUAACACUGUUGAUAACAUAAAAUAUCUGGCAUGUGCAGAUUGCGAAAGGGGGCCUGUUGGGUCUUACGUCGUUGACAGUAAAGAAUUUCUUGUGUCGUUGAAAAGAACAAAAACCGCACCUGAAGCUGAAAAGAAUGAGUAA